AUUUGAUUAUCUAGGAGAUUCAAUUAUUUCAGAUUAAGGGCCAAAAGUUUACGCAGACGCACUUUGAAAAAUGAGGCAUAUGUAAAUAAAGAGUUUGAUUGAAAUUUGGUAUAUAUACGGGAGUUAUGGGGUGUGUGUUAAAUACAAACACUGUUCGCAUUGGACACAAGGACAAGUAUUAACAACAAGACAAGCAUUAACAUGGUUAUCCUUCUGUUCCUUGUUCUCGUCCCCGCCGUCAUGGGGCACGGCUACCUGCAGGAACCGCCUUCCCGCUCCAGCAUGUGGAGAUUGGGGUUCAGCACACCACGUAACUACAACGACAAUCAACUCUUCUGCGGAGGAUUCGCUAGGCAGUGGGAUAGAAAUGGCGGGAAAUGCGGAGUCUGUGGUGAUCCCUGGGAUGGCGUUCGUGAAAACGAGGCUGGUGGACGCUAUGCAAAAGGAAUAAUAAGUAGGAGAUACACGGAAGGACAGAUCAUUGAUGUUAAAGUCAAAAUUACCGCCUCUCAUUUGGGAUAUUUUGAAUUCCGUUUAUGUCCGAACAACAAUGUUCAUAAACCCGCCACACAGGCCUGCCUUAACCAAUACGUUCUCCAUCAGCCGUCGGGGAGUGUUCGAUUUAUGGAACAGGGACGUCCUCGGGUCUACUCACUAAAACUGAAGCUUCCCACCGGACUGACAUGUUCACAGUGUGUUCUACAGUGGAAAUACAACACUGGCAACAGUUAUGGCAUGUCCUCAGACGGACGAACGUGUAAAGGAUGUGGCAAACAGGAACAGUUUUACGGCUGCGCAGACAUAGCCAUCGGCCACGACCCCAAUGGAUCUCAGCAAAAUGGAAGUUUUCGUCCAAGUGCGACACAAAACGUUGAAUCUCGCCCACAGGUGAUUCCGACAUUUAUCAACGGCAGCGCAAAGUGUAGUGCCACCCCAGCCUUCAGGUUUAUGAAUAACUUUGCCGACAGUUGGUGCAGGUCGAACUGCCGUCAAGCCUACUGCCCCUCAGCGUAUUGUACCUCGGCGUGCCAGAGACUUAGGGUUUAUGGUUAGUUUCAUAGACCUAUCAUUUUCAUUCGUGGAAUAUUGCUGUGAUGCUUUCAUUUUACAUCAUAUCUGAACGGUUUAUCUUUUUAUGUUUCAGCUACAUCUAAUGUUUGCAAUUGGCUUCAAAAAGCUCAUGAACCUUUUUUUUUAAUAUAUAUUAAUUUAUUAAUCUAUUUCUUGUUUAUGUAAUUGUUCAUAUACAUGGUAUAUUAUGUUAUGUUAUUUUUCACUUGUUUUUAUAUAUUUUUACACUUUUUAAUUUUUUUGUAAUAAAAUGAUGAUAUUUCAUACUA
Molecule: messenger RNA, 1340 nt
Organism: Ostrea edulis (European flat oyster)
Lineage: Eukaryota; Metazoa; Mollusca; Bivalvia; Ostreida; Ostreidae
Exons: 5
Coding region: 202-1053 (283 amino acids)
Source: RefSeq, a predicted model, not a curated record